UACGCAUAGCGAGAACCGAUUGUUAUCGAGCUCAUGCCGCGUGACACUUGUACUCGAGCCAACAAACUUUCAAUGAUAAAAUAAUAACUCCUACAUUUCACAUUUCAAUCAUUGCCAAUUACAGUGGUAAUCGUGAGUGUACUGACGAAAGACCAUUUAAAUUAUCGAAUGGAAAACGUGAUUGUGCAUAGUUGAAAAAAAUACGCCAGCAAUUUAAUGAACGUAAAACUAUAGCGAAAAGGAAAAAAAGAAACUCGUAUUCGAAAGUAUAACACGCGGCAAGACAAGCCUACAAUUCGAUAAAAAGGGAUAGAAGUAAUACAAAUAAAAAAGGAGGAGAAAGAAAGAAAGAAAGACCAAUCGGAAUCCAAAUGGAAUUCAAAGAAGGAUCGAGUACCGAAAAUCUAAACUCCUCAAGCUACUACUACUACUACUACUACUACUACUACUGCUACUACUACUAGGCAAUUCCUCGGGGCUUGGCAAUCAGAUCAUCGGCAAGUGCAAUGCCAACCAGCAGCCUGUCGCGGUAAAGUGCUCGUAUAAAUUGCUCACCUAGAGAAAAACAGAGAAAGGGCUUUCGAUUCGGGACGUGACCAAGGCAACUGUUUGCUCGAAUGAGAAUAGCUUGAGUGAGAGACAGAGAGGGAGUUUGGUGAAUACGCGCGAGUGACGAGGUCCCCUUUUUUGGUUCUUGGAUACUUCUGUUUGCAAUUGGGUUACAGUCAGAAAUUAAAUGUUUCCACAGUGUAUUAAUCAGGAUGAAAACCAACGACGUGACAAUGACGGGGAAGAAAGACACGACGGAGGGCUGAACGCCAGUUCUGAAAGAGCUGAGCGCGAAUAGCCAAGCAGCAAGUGGAAAUGAGUCCGACGCGCUCGCUUAAAUUGGGCGCGCUGCUGCUGCUCGCUGCUGCUGCUGCUGCUGCUGCUGCUGCUGCUGCUACAGGUGCUGUUGCUGUUGCUGCUACUGCCCUAAUGUCAAUCGCAGUCGCCGACAAUACCACGUCAGGCAGUACUACGAUGAGGCAAGUUACGGCCGGAAUUACCGCAACAAGCAGCAGCAGUAGUAGCCUAACGACAAGUACGACGCUAGCAUUGACUCAUCUAAGGACGGAGAUCCCUACGGAAGCGACUGGCAGAAACGUCGCUAGUGCCGCUGCUAGCCGCUCGAGCAGUGAUCCGGAGAUUACCACAAUAGCUACUUCGACCGUUUUAGCAACAGCGAGCAGCUCGAUCGCCAAUGGGACAAGCGAUUCGCCGCCAUCGAAUACAACCGAGCUCACGACCACAACGCCAAUCUUACCGCGACAAGAGAAACUCGUAGGCCUCAUCAUUGACAACACGACGACGACGACGACGACGACGACGACGACGAUGACGACGACGACGACGACGACGACGACUACCUCGAGGAGCGGCGCUGCUGAGAAUUCCCUCGAAGAAAACGAGGAAAACACCGAGGGAUCAGUCGAGGACUUGCCCGCUUCUAAUUGGAGGCUGACGGAUGAUCUGCGGACGAGCACUAGCGUAGCGACCAUCACGCAGACUGUGCUACUUGGUAAAAGUGUCAGUUCGUUAAAGUCGUCCAAAAACGAACUCGUUCCUGACGGCCCGAGAGAGGUCAAAGUCACGCAUAAAAUUAAUCAGCUGGGUACAAUGGAAUUACAGAAUCAGGGAUACUUUGGCGGUAUACUUGGCUCGGUGCUGGGCAAGUAUUCGCCGUACUUCGAGGACGGUCAGCAGGAAAUUAACGUGACCGCACGCAUCGGCAGCACGGUCAUGCUCGACUGUAUGAUCGGCAUGCUUGGCAAUAAGACGGUAACGUGGUCCUACCGCAGUAAUGACGUAUUUCGACUGCUCACAGUCGGACGCAAUGCCUACAGCGUUGACGCUAGAAUUAGUCUGCAUUUCAAAUAUCCAACGAAUUGGAGACUAAGAAUCCAAUACGCGACUCCGCGUGAUUCCGGAUUGUAUGAGUGCCAAGUGGCGACUUAUCCACCUUUGGUGAAGAAAAUUCACCUGCUUAUAACCGCACCGAUCCUGGUAAUAAUGGACGACUCAGGCAGGAUAAAGUCCGGGGAGCGCCACCUAAAGGCCGGCAGCGAGUUGCGUUUGCGCUGCGAGGCACGAGACGUGCCCAAGCGCUAUAAUGAAACUGUCAUUUGGACCAGAGGAGACGAGAUCCUCGGCGAGGACGUUAGUGAGAAUAGAACUGUCGAGAAUCUAGACGGACGAGAAGUUCAAGUUAUUGUCAGUACGUUAUUAGUGGAAAGGGCAAGUGCACGACACGCUGGUAAUUACAGUUGCGUUGUACCUGAAAAAGCUAAAGCCACUGUUGCGGUACACGUCCUCAAUGGAGAGCUGCCAGCCGCAGUGCAUGACGGGAACGGAGUCUCGAGCUCUGUCCUAAAUCUCUGGCUUAUUCAUUUAACCGUCAGCUACGUCUUUUCCAGAUGACAAUUCUAAGUGCCUCGUAGCUGAUGUACGAGUGUGGCCGAAAAAACCACGAAUUGGACAUUAACUCACCGUGAACCCCAGCUAGAAAACCAAACUCCGACUCUAAAAGAAGUGAAGAAGUUAAUAGUGAUAUGCUGCUACUAAUUUAAAGAUACGAAGCGAAUAGGAAGAAGAGGUGGGAUAGAAAAUUUAAAAAGCAAAUUGAUGAAAAAAUGACCGAUAUUUAAUCGAAAAAAGAAGAGUUUUUGGUGAUAUAUACAUAUGUUGCGAUUAAGAUUUAUCACAUAUAUUAUAUAUCUGGAAUAAUAAUUCGAUUUAUACUGACUUGUAAUUUUUGUAAAUAUACACACGUGUUUCGUUAGAAAUAAUAAAAGAAGAAAAAAUUGUUAUGUCGCAAGCACGUCAUCGAGUUCUUUUAUGAAUUUUAUGGACGUAUAAAUAUCGCUGUAAGUAUUUGGAUGGAGAAAAAAACAUGAUGCAUAAAGUCUACGUGUUUUGAUACUUUGUUUACGAGGAAAAUGAACAAUAUUGGAAUAAAUAUCAAUUAAACGUUCUUUAUCUAGUAAGCCGUUAUUAGUUUAGACCUUCAUUCAUGAGCUGUGUAGAAAGGAUUUAUUUUCGAGAAAAUUGUCCUCUUAAAUUGCUAUGAAUUGUUUGUUCGUAUAGAAAGGCGGCGGAAUCCGGUAAAAAAAAUAACAUCUACAUACAGAUCCGUCUUAGCAGUUAUCUUUAUUCAUAAAAUUGUCGAUCUUUUGGAUAUAUUAAGAAUCCCUCAUCAGAAUACGAUAAUUCAUAAAAGAAUACAUUUGUAAAUUACAUCCAUUUGUUAUAACGUCGAUGAGUGAAAAAGCUUAACUUAUGUAGAAUAAAGACCUCUACUUUUUUCCACUAUAUAUAUAGUCUCUUUCCGAUAACUUAGAGCUGCACUUACAUCUGACAGGAGCGUUCAGUGGCUGGAAAAAUCCAAAAAAUAAUUGUAACUUCUACUGUAUUACAAGUUUAAUUUAUCUGACUAUGUUUUCAUUUGGUAAAAUUAUGUAGACAUGCGAAAACCGCAGAGAUGAAAAAUUCUUGUAAGAAUUGUCAUUAUCUACUUUGUAACCAACUAAGUCUUUAUUCUUACGUUGUAACUAAUAGUUGUGAUUUUAUAAAUAUAUUCUCUUAUGAAUUAUUCCCUUUAGUUCUGACGAGAACGAUUGCUGAGAUCUCCGAAAAAUCGUCCAAUCUUAUAAACACAGAUAACUACUAAGACAGAUCCGUGUGCGAAGUUUGAUUUUUAUGGCACAAAUUAAAAGCGAGCGAUGUAAAUCAUUUUGAAAAUGAAGCGCUUUCAUAUAAGUUUUGAGCACGUUAACUGAUAAUAAAUGGCAAAGAUACGAGUUUGAAGUUGAAGUGUGAAAAGUUAAUUAGUACGUGUUUAAAUAUUUCAUUCAGCCAAAUCAUUUUAAUUGUUUAAAUUUGUGAUUUUGAAAUCAUAAAGACUAAAUAUAACGAAAUCAUCUUACCGAAAGAUCAGUAAGCUCCAACAUACAUUUCGAAAGAAAUCAACGUGUUUUCCAUUCAGCUAAAUACCACAUCAACAGUUUUCGCCAAUGUCAUUACCAAAUCACCGCGCGAACCUUAAAGUUAUAUCCAAGCCCACAUUAAACACACCAUUACGUCUUUUAAGGAUACUUGCGAAUCUUUAGCAAGCAAGAGCUACAAAAAAGGGCCGUCAACCCAUGGUGGUAUCCUCCGUCACGUAAAAAGGGAGAGGGAGAGAGAAAAUAUCUCAGCUGCAUCAACCAGUCGAUAAUGGUUUGCUCGCUCGCAUGCCCGGUGGGAUUACGUGGAACUCGGAGGCAGAAUUAGGUUCAUCCAAUUAAUCAAGCUUCAAGUGCGUACCAAUUCGCACGCGCUGCUUAUCUCAAACCUAGAGCUUUUUUCUCAACUUUCCUUUUUUACUACACUCAAUUUGUUGUGCGCGAGAGAUGCUUUAUUGUGUUUCGGGGGGUUGUUUGCUUUUUUACUACCUUGCUUCCAUUUUCUCCUUUUAUAGUAUCCUUUGAAUGAGAUUAGCAUUCACAAGAUUCGAAGUUAGCUUAUCCUUUUUCUUCUUCUCACAGUCGAAGGAUUAUAGUUGCGAGAUAUGUGGCGAAAAAGAUGAGGUAAAUUAUCAUGAAUCGUGCGAGACUUACACUUUCGCACGAGUAUCCUUUUUUUUACGACUUGAAUGAUGAAAAGGGAGAAAGUUUUGUUUUUUAGUGAACUGACGUAUUAUUAACCGACGUUACUUUCUUUU
Phymastichus coffea is the source of this 4741-nucleotide messenger RNA. RefSeq names its product nuclear pore complex protein DDB_G0274915-like. The transcript is spliced from 12 exons. Gene Ontology annotation, biological process: synapse organization. Gene Ontology annotation, cellular component: neuron projection membrane. NCBI's taxonomy places the organism in Eukaryota, Metazoa, Arthropoda, Insecta, Hymenoptera, Eulophidae. The coding region runs from base 865 to 2460 and encodes 531 amino acids. The record is from RefSeq and is a predicted model, not a curated record.